Papilio xuthus (Asian swallowtail) is the source of this 3156-nucleotide messenger RNA. RefSeq names its product DnaJ heat shock protein family (Hsp40) member A4-like (gene Droj2). The transcript has 8 exons. The coding region runs from base 155 to 1360 and encodes 401 amino acids. The record is from RefSeq and is a predicted model, not a curated record. Gene Ontology annotation, molecular function: Hsp70 protein binding; ATP binding. Gene Ontology annotation, biological process: protein folding; response to heat. Lineage: Eukaryota; Metazoa; Arthropoda; Insecta; Lepidoptera; Papilionidae.
UUCUUGAUUUCGAUCCAAUCCAAACGUCAUUUGACUAUCGUGCGCUAAGGUUGCUUUGUCGAAGGCGAUAUAUUUAAAGUCGUUGUGUCGUUGUUUCUGGAACUUUGAGUAAUUAAUUAGUGUUAGUGCAAGUGAAUAUAAGACAGGAUUAAACAUGGUGAAAGAGACAACGUAUUAUGAUAUUUUGGGGGUAAAACCUAACUGCACUACAGAUGAACUAAAGAAAGCAUAUAGAAAGUUAGCUUUGAAAUACCACCCUGACAAGAACCCCAAUGAAGGUGAACGCUUCAAGCAGAUCUCACAGGCCUACGAAGUUCUUUCCAAUCCGGAUAAACGGCGAAUUUACGAUCAAGGUGGAGAGCAAGCGUUAAAAGAAGGUGGCGGUGGAAGUGGAUUCUCUUCGCCCAUGGAUCUGUUUGACAUGUUCUUUGGCGGUGGCUUCAGUGGAGGCAGGCGACGUGGUCGUGAACGGAAAGGAAAGGAUGUUAUACACCAGCUGUCUGUUACUUUAGAGGAAUUGUACCGUGGUGCAGUUAGAAAGCUGGCCCUGCAGAAGAAUGUUAUCUGUGAGAAAUGUGAAGGCAGAGGUGGUAAAAAGGGUGCAGUUCAAACUUGCCCAACUUGUAGAGGUACUGGUAUGCAGGUACAGAUCCAACAACUAGCACCCGGCAUGAUCCAACAAAUCCAAACUGUGUGCUCUGAUUGCCGUGGCAUGAGGGAAAUCAUUGAUCCCAAAGACCGCUGCAAAGUCUGUCAGGGACGAAAAACUGUUCGAGACCGUAAAAUUCUUGAAGUUCACAUUGACAAAGGUAUGACAGAUGGACAGAAAAUUGUCUUCAGUGGUGAGGGUGAUCAGGAACCAGAAAUGGAGGCUGGAGAUCUUAUCAUAGUGUUAGAUGAGAAAGAACAUGAGUUAUUUAAACGUUCCGGAAAUGAUCUGAUCCUACGCUUAAAUAUAGAACUUGUGGAAGCGCUGUGUGGCUUCCAGAAGGUUAUCCGAACUCUAGAUGAUAGAGACAUUGUGAUUACUGUGAUGCCUGGAGAGGUCAUCAAACAUGGUGAUGUGAAGUGUGUGCUGAAUGAAGGUAUGCCGAUGUACAAAAAUCCAUUUGAGAAGGGGCAACUGAUCAUUCAAUUCUUAGUUAAUUUCCCCAACACAAUUCCGCCUGAAGUCAUUCCCGCAUUAGAGAACUGCUUGCCGCCGAGACCAAGGAUUGAAAUCCCCGAAAUGGCGGAAGAGUGCCAGCUGGUUGAGCUGGAUCCGGAGCAAGAGAAUCGCAGACGGCGUGCUCACCACGCCGCCUACGAAGAAGACGACGAUCACCCCGGCAUGAACCGCGUGCAAUGCGCUACCGGAUAGUCGCAGCCACACCGCACCGCCGCACCACAUGGACCUGACACAUGGUGCACUACCAUAAGCUCUUAUAGACUCGGUAAGGGGGUGUUCACCACAAAUGUAUUCUAAGAUAAUAACUGUAAAUCCCAGUGCGCUAGAUAGUUUUAAUAUAAAUUAAAUUAACUGCCACAAGGUACAAGAAAACAUACUACAUUGACUAAGUAUAGUGUUACUACAUUAACAUGUGGGGAAGGUUUCUAACCGGUGUGAUGUCGCAGAAACAAAUCAAUUCUGUGGUAAUUCAAUAACUAUUGAUUUUGCACGACUUUUUAAAGCUGUUAGUUGCGUUGUUACUGCAUUUGGUUGUGUAACACACUGUUCAAUCGACAAUUCGUUGUGCGACAACCUUCCGUUCAUACGACCCGGUCUAAAUCACACUAUAUUUGGGUAUCGCCUACACGUGGCGUAAUCACGUGAACUAAAAUUAGAUAUGAAUAGAAAUAAUCAAUUGCGCAUUGCUUACUCACAGUUAGUUACUAACAAUACAUUUGAUGAACACACCCUUACAAUAAAAGGGGAAACGAAUUCAGUAUUCAUAUCUCGCAAUCAAUAUAGAGAAGUGUUGUUUCUUAUUUCUUUACUUUUUUGUUGUAUGUGACAAAACUUUUUUGUUAUUGACUUUGUAUGAAAUAAUUUUAAUAGAUUAUUAAUUUGUAAUGGUAAAAUAUUGCCAUGUACAUUUUAUUGUGAUAACAAAACAUAGAUGGCUUCAUUUAGAAUGUAUUUCAAAAUAUCUUUUUCCAUUAAAUUAUAACAAAUUUUAACGAAAACUUCUCAAUAAAUAUAUAAUAAAUAACUAAGAAGCCUUGUAUGGUUAUUUAACUCUCAAAUGGCUUAACAUUUGUAUGUGUCAUUUGCAUUUAUUGAGGAAUAAAGAAAGUAAACAGAUAUCUAUAUUGUUUGCUAUUAAAUUCGUUGCCUCCAUACCUCUUUCAUUUACUUUUUUCCAUAGAAUCUAGUUAAAUUCAAACUUGUAAUGUAAUAAAAUAAUAAUCAUCAUAACUUAAUCGUGUUUAAUAACAUUUAAGUUGUGUACUUUUAUUUUCUUCAUCUUUUUACUGGACUGAUUGGUAUAGAAUGUACAGUUUAGUGCAAAUAUGUCCAUCAAUCUUUACUAUGCACUGAUGUACGUGAAGUUUGAAAAUGAAAGUAUCACUUCAUUUUCACCAAUAAAAAUAAUUUCCAGACAAUUACGGUAGGAUCAUGAUAAAUAGGUCCAUUAAUUUUAGGUGCAGUAGAUAAAUUCUAGUAACAUUCAAAUUUACUUACUGUGAUUUUUAUUUUUCCGAGAGCCUUGUUUCACAUCAACUACAUAACUGUUACUACAUAUAUAAAAAACAUAUUGUUAUCUCAUAUUCUUCAAGGAGAAAGACAGGGAUGGUAAUAUGGUUUGUACACCACAACAGUUAUCUAGAUUUUGCUCAUUCAAGCUUCCAUAGAAUUCAAUAAUGUACAUCUUAAAAUAUUUGCUUCAAAAUUAGCCUUCAUUGAUAAUAGAAACUGCAACAAGGCUCCAACAAUUUAUUAGAUUUAUUUAUGUGGUUGUAAGUUGUAGUGUGUCUAACUUAUAGUGGUUUGGUAUCUGAAAUGUAAAACUUGUGCAUUGCCUAAAAUUGAUAUUUGUGGCUUAACAUUAUUUGUUGUAUGAUAUGGUAUCAUGCAAACAGUUGGUCAGAUUGUAGGUGCCCUUUUGUGACUACUCCUGUAGAAUGUUAAAUUUUAUUGUAAAAUGCAUUAAAAUAAACAUUUUAUCUCACAUA